Messenger RNA from Stylophora pistillata, 1500 nucleotides. RefSeq lists its product as uncharacterized. The record is from RefSeq and is a predicted model, not a curated record. Lineage: Eukaryota; Metazoa; Cnidaria; Anthozoa; Scleractinia; Pocilloporidae.
AUGGCUGAUUCCCUGAGUCGCGCGUAUCUGACGCCUAAGGAAGCUACUGAGGAUCAGGAAGAUGUCAUGACAGUCUCAGAUACUAGAUCUCCAACAGAGAUAGAAGCAGAGCAAGUGAACAUGCUACAGUAUCUUCCGGUCAAAGACGAAACUCUUCGCCAAAUCCAAAACCUUACUCAAGAAGACGCUAUCCUCAAGACCCUUGCUUGCGUCAUCAAACAAGGCUGGCCAGAAAGUAAGCUCUAUCUCCCACUGGAAGUUCAAGACUACUUUCUAUUCAAAGAAGAACUUGAUCUCCUAAAUGGAGUUAUUUUCAGAGGAGACCGUGUUGUCAUACCGUUUCAAAUGAGAGCUAAACUCAAAAGAAAGCUACACUCCAGUCAUCUGGGAAUACAAGCAGGCCUGAGACGGGCACGGGAAGCGUUCUGCUGGCCUGGUGUGUACAAAGAGAUUGAAGAACAUGUCUCCCCCUGCCAAGUCUACAAGUCACACCACCAAAGGCAGCAGAGGGAGCCCAUGAUCUCACACCCAGUACCAUCAAGACCGUGGCAGGUCCUUGCCGUUGAUCUCUUUGAGCUCCAGGGCCAGGAUUACUUUGUCACCACUCAUUAUCACUCAAAUCUCUUUGAAGUGGAUAAACUUGCUAGUAAGACAUCAAAAGAAGUAAUUGAAAAGCUCAAGCCUCAUAUGGCAAGACAUGUAAUCCCGGACAAGAUAGUAAGCGACAACGGCCCCCAAUUCAGCUCACAGGAAUUUCAGACGUUCAAAGAAUUAUAUGAGUUUGAUCAUGUAACAAGCUCCCCCACCUACCCGCAGUUAAAUGGCAAGACGGAAAACGCGGUAAAGACUGUGGAGCGAAUCAUGCUCAAAGCCUCAGAGGCUGGCAGUGAUCCCUACUUGGGUUUCCUUGACUCUCGCAACACCCCCACGGAAGGGCUAGGAACGUCUCCACCUCAGCGCCUCUUUGGCCGCCGUACCAAAACCCUCCUACCUACCUCUGGGCGACUACUAACACAACCUGAAUUUCACACCACUUCCCAGUUUAUUCAGGCCCAAAAGAACAAACAAGCCUUCUAUUACAACAAUGGCACCAAAGAACUCCAACCACUUGAGCCAGGGAGCACCGUACGUAUCAAUCCACCAAAAUAUAAACAACAAUGGACCCAAGCAACGGUUCACAAACAAGUUGGUGUACGCUCAUACCAAGUUACCACUGACGACGGACGGGUGCAUAGUAGGAACCGCCGACACCUGCGUCUCACAGCCGAACUCCCUAAACAAUCACCUCUUGACAUAGAGAUACCUAGCUCCGAUCGUGGUCCCCUGCCCCUGACCAAAGUUGAACAGGUACCAACAGUCGUGGAAUCAAAGCCCCAAGAGAUGGUCAAGCCACAAGCAACACCGAACCCUCCAGCUGAUGACGUAACGAGUCCAGAAAGAUGUAGCGCGCGGGGAAGAGUCCUACGUAGACCAGCAUACCUCCGUGCCUAUACAUGCUGA